Messenger RNA from Rotaria sp. Silwood1, 591 nucleotides. NCBI's taxonomy places the organism in Eukaryota, Metazoa, Rotifera, Eurotatoria, Philodinida, Philodinidae. The record is from the annotation of a GenBank genome assembly.
AUGAAAUACGAUGCAAAAGAUGAUAAACGUUUAGCACAAUUUUGUCGUAAUCAUUAUAAUGAAAAUAAAAAUGAAUUAAAAAUAAUUAUCAUAAUCAUUCACCAAUAUGAUGAUAUUGAAGUUAUUGUUAAAAUGAGACUUUUUAUACAAGAUUUUCAUCGACAAUUAGAACAAAUAAAAAUAAAUGAUAAAAUAUCGACAAUUUCAUAUCGAAGUCAAAAUUUAUCAAAUGAUGAUUUUCAAAAAAAAAUGAAAACAAGUCAAGAUAAUCCUCUAUCAUUUAAUAAUUUCAUGUUAGCAGAUACAAAUUAUGAAACAGCAUUGGAUGAUACUAGUCAUGAACGUAUUAAUAAUAAUGCUGUUGGAGUUUUAUUUCGUAUAGAAGUUGAAUCUACUCAAGCAUCAAUUCCUUUUGUUUCAUUAACAAAUUUAAGUUAUCUUGCUGAACAAGGCAAAUAUGUUCUCUUUUCAAUGCAUUCUGUUUUUCGUAUUCUUGAAGUGAAACAAAUAGAAGAUCAUUUAUGGCAAGUUAAUUUAAAAUUAACUGAAAUUAAUGAUAAACAGAUGACAUACCUUGACAAAUUAAUUUGA